Vigna angularis (adzuki bean) is the source of this 1645-nucleotide messenger RNA. RefSeq lists its product as uncharacterized. Gene Ontology annotation, molecular function: GTPase activator activity. Gene Ontology annotation, biological process: activation of GTPase activity; intracellular protein transport. The transcript is spliced from 9 exons. The record is from RefSeq and is a predicted model, not a curated record. NCBI's taxonomy places the organism in Eukaryota, Viridiplantae, Streptophyta, Magnoliopsida, Fabales, Fabaceae. The coding region runs from base 143 to 1444 and encodes 433 amino acids.
UAGUGAUUAAAUUAAGAUUGAAAGUAAACAAAAGAGCAUAAUUGGAGAGUUCAUCCAUGUGAUCAAUCUCCCGCUGCAAUGCAAUGCGCAUGCUUGUUCAUCUCCCAACAUCAUCAUUGACAAACCCUAAUCCCUUACCAAAAUGGUGAAAAAGGUCCCCGAUUGGCUUAACAGCUCUCUCUGGUCCUCAUCGCAGUCAUCCUCUCCCCCAUCCACCGCGGCCAGCCCCUUCCAACAGCCUUCGCGUCCUCUGCGCCACGCCGCCACCAUCCCUUCCGAACCUCCUCCGCCUCCCGUCGUCCAAGAUCCUCCACUGACGCAGAUAAUCGAAGAUUCGCCAAUCGAAGAACACGGCGACGUCUUUCCCUCAGGCUACGACGUCACUCGCCAGGCUCAAUUGCUGGCCGAGUUGUCGAAGAAGGUGGUGGAUAUGAGCGAGUUGCGGAGUCGCGCGUGUCAAGGUAUUCCUGAUGCUGCUGGGAUACGCUCUACUGUAUGGAAGCUUUUGCUUGGAUAUCUUCCGCCGGAUAGAGGGCUUUGGUCAUCUGAAUUAGCAAAGAAGAGGUCCCAGUACAAGCAAUUCAAAGAGGAAAUUUUGAUGAAUCCUUCAGAAAUCACAAGGAAGAUGUACAAUCCAACAAUUUGUGAUACUGAUGAUGCUGACUGUGGAAGGGUGUUGCUCUCUAGAUCAGAAAUCACUCAUGGGGAACAUCCUUUGAGUCUUGGGAAGACCAGUGUAUGGAAUCAAUUUUUCCAGGAUACAGAGAUCAUAAAUCAAAUUGACCGAGAUGUAAAGCGCACUCAUCCUGAUAUGCAUUUUUUCUGUGGUGAUUCCCAAUUUGCUAAAUCUAAUCAGGAGGCUUUGAAGAAUGUAUUAAUUAUUUUUGCGAAGUUAAACCCAGGUGUAAGAUAUGUGCAAGGGAUGAAUGAGUUAUUGGCUCCUCUCUUCUACGUCUUCAAAAAUGACCCAGAUGAGGAAAAUGCAGCCUUUGCUGAAGCAGACGCAUUCUUCUGUUUUGUUGAGCUCUUGAGUGGUUUACGAGAUAACUUUGUUCAACAACUUGACAAUAGUGUUGUGGGAAUCCGUUCAACCAUUACAAGAUUAUCCCAGCUUUUGAGAGAACAUGAUGAAGAGCUGUGGCGUCAUCUUGAGGUCACCUCCAAAGUCAAUCCUCAAUUCUAUGCAUUUAGAUGGAUUACUCUCCUCCUGACUCAGGAAUUCAAUUUUGCUGACAGCCUUCACAUUUGGGACACUCUUUUAAGUGAUCCUGAUGGUCCUCAGGAGACUCUUCUUCGGGUAUGUUGUGCAAUGCUUGUUCUCGUUCGCAAGCGCCUCCUUGCGGGUGAUUUCACUUCAAAUCUUAAGUUACUGCAAAAUUAUCCUACCACAAACAUUAGUCAUUUGCUUUAUGUUGCCAACAAGUUUGGUGUACAGUCAGUCUAAUGUUUCUCUCCCAUUAUCCUUUGCAUUUUGCUUUUGUACUUUCUCUUUCAAAUUGAAUGAUUAUAAAUGGCUUUUAAGUGUGAGCCUCAGUGCAGUGCUGUUUAUUUAUUUUUAGUUCUAAUUUGUACGUAAUUUUUGUGGAUAGUCAAAUUUGAGUUCGGUUAAAUACGCUUAUAUUACCAUGAACUGUUUUUUGUUUUU